Paramecium sonneborni is the source of this 1407-nucleotide messenger RNA. Lineage: Eukaryota; Ciliophora; Oligohymenophorea; Peniculida; Parameciidae. The record is from the annotation of a GenBank genome assembly.
AAUUAUAUUAUUUUUAAUGGGGUAAGUCUUGGCAUCAGAUUAUGUUGAAUUGUAUACAAUCCAGGAAAAUCAGAACAAUCAAUCUAUGAAUUAAUCGGUUAUCAAAUCUAAAAUUGAGCGUUCUUAAGUAUUAAAAUAUUAAUUAAUAGAUCUAAUCCUAAAUAGCCCCUCAAGUAUAGCCUAAACCAAAAGUGAAUUAAACAAAAAGUGCGAACAUUGAUCAGAUAAAAGGAUUAAGAAUAUACAUAUCUUAAGAGAUGUUUAAUUUUAUUUAUUAUUUCUAGUACCAACGAAUUCCCUGACUUAGAUCCUACUUCAUAUGAAUAGCAUACAAUAAAGGAUGGAUAUUAUUAUGGUAAACUUUAAGGACCAAACAGAGAAGGAGAUGGAGUUUUAGCUCUCAAAAAUCAAGGAUAGUAAAGAGGUAUGUUUUUAUAAAAUGAAUUUCUAGGCUUUAAUGAUUAAGAACAAUUAUACAAAUUCUUUGGUACUUAUAAAAAUGGAUAAGCUAAUGGUCCUGGAUAUGCUUUUUUUCACUAUGAUUACUCAUUUUGGGGAGAUGUUUAACAAAAUUAAUUUAAAGGAAAAGGGAUUCUUAAAACUAAAGACAAUCACUCAUAUCUAGGAAAUUGGGAAGAGAGAAAAUUGAAAGUUGGCAUUAUAUAAACGUUAUUAUUUUAUAUAUCUUAAUAGUUAACUUUAUUAAUAUGUAGGAUAGUUUAAAGAUGGCUUAAGAGAGGGAUUAGGAAAAUGCAACUAUUUUGAUGGAACAAUUAUUAUUGGUAAUUGGAAAUAAGACAAUUUAAAUGGUUUAUGUUAAAUUCAAUUUCUUGAUAAUACUGUGUUUUCUGGAUAUUUUUGUGAAGGUAUGAAACAUGGAUAAGGACUUUUGAAACAAUAAAAUUAAGAAUAUUUUGGUGAAUUUGAUUGCAAUGUUAAAAAUGGUUUAGGAUUGUUAAUUUAACCUGAUGACAGUUAAAUGAAUUAAUCUUAACAUCGUCAAAAGCAUAGUAUAUAAAAUUGAAAAAUAUAAUAGCUGAAAUGCUCUAUAUUUAAGGAGUCCAAAAAGGAUAUUUUUGUGUUUAUACUGACAGAUAAAACAAAUAAUGGUUUUAAAAGAAAGAUAAUAAUGAAAUAGAAAAGUUAGAAUUUAUUACAGAAAAGAGAGGUUUAGCAGAACUUUUAGGUUAAGAAAAAAGUUUGGAGCAUUCUAAAGUAUAAACUUUAUAAACUUUUAGGCUGAUUUAGAAAAGAAUGUUUAAUCUAUGAUAUGGGAAGUAGAAGAAAUCUAAAACAAUUGCACUCAAUUUAUGUCAUUAGAAAAAUAAAUUGAUUCUUAAACAAUAAAAUUGGGCCAACUUGCAACUUAUUAAGAAUGGAUUGACCAGAAUAAAUAGUGAUAUAAAC